This is a messenger RNA of Owenia fusiformis, 2909 nucleotides long. NCBI's taxonomy places the organism in Eukaryota, Metazoa, Annelida, Polychaeta, Sabellida, Oweniidae. The record is from the annotation of a GenBank genome assembly.
GUAUCUGUUCUGCUGCUGUGGUCAUGUGAUCAACGUGUACAGUACACUAAGUGGGGAAUGUGUGCGACAGUUACGAGGUCAUACUGGUGUUGUCACCUCUGUUGUUGUCAACCCUCAUAAUAAGUUACAGCUCUACAGCAGCUCAUUGGAUUCUACUGUCAUAGAAUGGGACUACACAGAUGGUGUAAUUUUAAAGAAAUGCAAGGUUGCCUAUCCCAUAAUAACUCUGCAUGCCCCGCAGUAUCAGCCAUUCCUAGUGGCACACUGGCAGCACAAGGAACCCGACGGAAAGCAUUUAACUGAUGUAGUUCAUUUGGUAAUGAAAUCUGGGUCCGGUGUUGCCAAAUGUGAAUUGUUACACGGCAGUUUGGGGGGAUUAAAAACUGUGGAUCAACACGCAAUGUCAAUAGGAGGUGGUGAGCAAGAGAUCCUGGCAUAUGUGAGUGGGAAGAAACUAUAUGUCUAUAGCUUCAGACACAAUAGAAUACAUACACACCAUUUGAAUGAGGCCAAGAAGACUGGAGUUCAGAUGACUUGUGUUGCAGUUCACCCGACAGAACGCUGCAUUGCAACUGGAUGUAGUGAUGGAAGAAUCUACCUGUGGUUCUCUGUGUGUAACUCACAGACAGUUACACAAACUAAAUACCAUUGGCAUUCUCUUGCCUGUAAAACCAUUGCUUUCACUAAUGAAGGUUCAUACAUGCUGAGUGGUGGGCAUGAGUGCGUACUGGUUAAAUGGCAGUCUAACUCUAAUAUGAGGGACUACAUGCCACGAUUAGGAGCUCCAAUCAACUACAUCUCUUGCUCACCAGAUAACAAUCUUUAUGCUGUAUGCAUGAAAGAUAAUGUUGUUCAACUGAUCUCCAACAACUUCAAGGUGCGCCAAAUCUACCAGGGCCUAACUGCAGCCCAUAUGGAUAGUUAUACCAGGAAUAUAUGUCCCGCUGGACUCAUUGUUGAUCCCAGAACCAAAAGUCUGGUCCUCAAUGGAAAACCUGGACACUUGCAGUUUUAUUCUUUACAAAGAAACAAGCAUUUGUAUAAUUUAGACAUUGUAUGUCAGAAUUACAUCUCACCUGCAAGUUUGAAUCGUCCUACUUUCGUCACAGAGAUAGAAAAUGCUGCAUUUGACAGCCUUGGCAAUUGGCUAGCAACGGUAGAGCGACGUGAUGAUAGGGAAACCACACCUGAAAUACGCCUGAAAUUUUAUGAAUAUAUCUCAAAGGACCAAAGUUUUGUUCUGAACACAACCAUUGAUUUGCCACAUCAGAAGAAGGUUUCCUGCAUGAAAUUCAGGCCAACCAAUCAAAGCGAAGAUCCAACUUCACUCCUGACCACAAGUGAAGAUGGAAAGUUUAAAAUAUGGCAGAUCAUGGAUGAUACAGAUAUCUAUAGAAACAAUGUGUGUUUCAACUGUGAUAGUGUCGGCUUCUACAAGGAGUUACCUGCUGGUGCGGCAGACUUCUCAGAUGAUGGCUCUGUGCUUGCAGUGGCAUUUAAAUCUGUCCUCACUGUAUGGGACCCUGACACAAAUGGCCUGAAAAUGAGCUUAACUCUGGGCAGGAGCAGUAAUGAUGUGAUCAGGCAUGUAGUGUUCGGCAAUGAGACUUGCUCACAUCUUGUAGUAUGUACCACACAGACUAAAAUGUCUGUCUGCAAUAUGCUGUCCUUUUCUUUAAUAUGGGAAGUCUUGUUAGAUGUCUCAGUCUUAAUAGCAGAUCCCAAAACUGAAUACUUUGCUGCAUUCAAUGCAAAAAACAGCUUAUUUGUGUUCAAGCCUUCUUCCUCUACCCCCGAGUAUAUUCAGCAAAAUCUGAGUGACUCAAAAAUCAUACACGCACUUUUUGUGGAGAAAACAGAAGAAUCUACUGACACUUUACCAUUGUGUAGAAAUACGGACCUAUAUUUCAUGAAUGCAAAACAGGAACUACUUUCUUUGACAACCAAGGCAUCUUUGAAACAGAAUGAAGAGAAUGGAGUUACAGAAGGCAACUUGGUGAGAAAUCUGCCGCAAACUCCAUAUAGCAGGCUUCUCGCACAGAAAAAGAUCUCCACCAAUGUGGACACCACCCAGCGAUUCUCAGCUGAUGUCCUUGGCAACCCUUCGAGAGAGGUGGUAGAAGAGCUAACUAUAACGCCUGCACACGUCCUACCUAAUGUCCGUACUCUUUGUGCACAAUUCAUCAAGUCCCUUACACAACCAGGGGCCUUGAAAGCUAAAAUGGCAAAUGAUGACGUCUCAGACGAUGAAAAUGAUGAAGAUGAUAAUGUGAAAAAUGAUGAUAACUCUGAUUCUGAAUCUGACAUGGAAGUAGACAAACAACAAACAAAUACAGACAACAAAAAAUCUGAUUUAUCUAAAACUUUUGAAGACACAUUGUUGAUAUCAGACCAAAAACAGGAGUUAGGGAAAAGUUACACUAAAGCGUUAAAAAGUGUGAAAAUCGAACAGUUCACUUGGUUGAAAAGUGAAUAAUACAUUUAAAACACUGGAGAUUUUAUAAGUUAUUAUAUGGAAAUGCAUUAAACUCCACCCAAUGGGAUAUUUAGGUGUUAGAAUUGGACAAUUGAGGGCUUUAAAAUGUUAAAUAGAUGUCUCUCACUCCAAAGGGCUUUACCAUUAUAUUAUAUUAUUUCGUCCUAUUGGAAAAACUAUAUAUGAUAUGAUUUAGCAUGGCUUCAUUGCUGAUUGUGUCAAGAUAAUCGACAUAUAUUUGUAUAUAAAUGUACUCUUGACAUUUAGCAAUAUAACACCUGGAUCAAAGAAACAAUAGCCUCAUACGGUUGUUGAUAUUGAGAACUGUUACCUUUUAGGCUAAAUAGAAUAAUGACUAAAAUAUAUUAUUUUGGAUAUAGUGUUCCUACUAUUCUAUUUAGAAAUCUGGAGCAGGGAUUCUGAAGUUUUUUUU